This is a messenger RNA of Vitrella brassicaformis, 1400 nucleotides long. The record is from the annotation of a GenBank genome assembly. NCBI's taxonomy places the organism in Eukaryota, Vitrellaceae.
AACGACUCGGAGCUGUUUGUUGGAGAGGUUUUUGGCUGCGUACUUAGUACCUAUUGCAAUUUUGAAGGUUCGGGUGUAAGUUGAGGGCAGAGCAUCGCGAGCAGUGUUGCUGAAAGGUGAGGUGCGGUGUGCUGAGUUGAGGCGUCAUGGCGACAGCGCAGGGGCAGCAAUGGAUCCGUCUUAGCCCUGAGGUCAGCCGCCAUCAUCGACACACCAAUCGAGAUGAACACGCCUGUUUUCUCCGGAUCUGUUGCGAUGCAUGUGGUGUGUGUGUGUGUGUGCAGAAGACGAUAGAGUUUCCGACGAGUGGUGCGAAUGCGUCGGUGACGGUGAAUCUGAAGCUGACGAACGUGUCGGGCGGAUACCUGGCAUACAAAAUCAAGACCACUGCACCACGCAAGUAAGGACUGACUGUGUGCACACACGGUGGGUGGACACACAAACAUACCAUGGCAUGCAACACAACAGCGGCACCGGUAUGUAUGCACGUGGUGCGUGUCAUGGCAUGCAGCUACCUGGUGCGGCCUAGCUCGGGUGUCAUCAACCCCCAGGGCGAUGCCAUCGUCGAGAUCAUCCUCCAGGCCAACGCCACCGGUGAGCACACACACACCACUCACACGCACCACAACCACAACCACUGCGCCGCUUUGCUUUGUGUGUCUGCCCGUCCGUUGUCCACCAGGUGAGGGCGGUCCCCCGACCAACGACAGGUUUCUGGUGCAGGUCACCCCCACGAGCAGCAACCAGCCGCCCGCCCGCGACCAGUGGACCACCAUCGCCAAGGAGCACAUCCAGGACCACCGGCUCAACGUCGUCUUCAAGGAGACCGCCGGCACACCAGGCAACGCCUUGCCCAACGGCGUGCGCCCGCCGCAGCCUGGCGGGGCUCACGAGGACACCAACCUGCCACAGCAGCAGCAGCAGCAGCAGGGGGCCGCUGCGGGUGGUGGUGGUGGGGAGGGCACGGUGUCGGUUCAGGAUUUGCAGAGCAAGUACAGUGAGUUGCUGCAGUACAACAAGGCGGUGGAGAAGGAGAAGGCGCAGCUGGAGAAGCAGGUCAAGGCCCUCAAGGAGCAGCAGGGAGCGGGCAGGAAGGGCUGCCCCACCUAUGUGGUCGUCCUCGUCAUCGCCGUCUCACUCGCCAUCGCCAAACUCGUCGCCUGGUUUUAACAAACCCACCCCGCCAUCCAUCCAUCCAUCCAGCUGUGAAUUGAAUGCGUGCGUCCGUCGGUGGGGGUGUGGUGUGUCUGGUGGUGGUGGUGGUGGCGGUGCAUGCCAUACGUGCGUGGCGUGUGUUCACUCACGUGUGCCGAUACAUAACAUACAUACAUGGUGGCUGGUCUUCAUCGAGGGAGGUGCGAGUGUUUUUAAUGGCGGACGGUUGCGUUGCGAGAGAGAGG